Molecule: messenger RNA, 1479 nt
Organism: Schistosoma margrebowiei
Lineage: Eukaryota; Metazoa; Platyhelminthes; Trematoda; Strigeidida; Schistosomatidae
Source: the annotation of a GenBank genome assembly
UUGAUGGUCACGUUAACAAAGGCGCAUAAUUACAAAGAAGAAGAAGAAGAUAAAUUGUAUUGUGCUCACACCACAAUUGAUUAGUUCACCUUAUAUGGUUAAUUAGAAAAGAAUGCGUUGUGAUAGACGACAACAAGGUAUAAUUAGUGAUAUAAUUCUAUCAACAAGGAAAGUCAACAGAUAGAUAUUGACAGACAAACUCUAAGAUUAUUUCAUUAUAAUUGUUUUCAUAAAGUAUUUUUCACAAUAAAGGAACCAUAUUUGGUUUAUCCGGAUUCAAAUGGAUGUGAUGAUUAUGUGUAUUAUUCAACCACCUAAUCCUGAUUGAAUAUUCAAGUUACAGUCUUCAAUCCAUCUCUGAGUAUACUACACAUGACUCAAGGCAUUAUCGAAACAAUCUACACAGGAUGUAACAUAUGCCAAUAGGAGAUAAAAUUUUAAGUGAUGAUUUACUCUUUCAUCUUGUUUGUUGGUCAUUGUACUUACCAAGCUAUUUGACUGUCAGACCGUUUGUGGACGUAUGAAAGAUGUCAAAUAUGAAAAGAUAAUUUCUCAAAAUACUUCAUACAGUUAUUCUGAUCAUUAUGAAUAUUUUCAAAGAAUUCAUCUUGAUCAGCCCAAUCCUAUUAAAAGUGGAACUUUUGUCAAGAGUGAAAUUUCUUCUGAAGUGGUUAAACCUAAAUUCCAGUUUAAAUAUUACGGUGAAAUAGUCAAUGAAUUGAAAAUCAUAAAGCCUGGCUUUUUGCAACUUAACGGAGACGGCAUAAAAGGAAUAAUGAAAAUCUUUGAAAAUAUCACAUUUGAAGACACACUCGAGAUUCUGAAUGAAAAUGUAAAAGGUCAAGUAACUUAUCUGAUAUAUCCGAAUGGGAAGAUGUCUAUUUACUUUGAGAAUAUACCCAAAGAAAUUGAUGAAAGUAAUUUACAGUCGUUGAUUUAUUAUCUACAUCGUUGUAUAGAUGAUAAACAGAGAAUUUAUAUUUUCGAAUCGUACAAUCCAAUUAACGUUCCAGUGCACUUGAUCAAACAUCGUACUUUGGUGGAGUUUGAACCGAAUACAGAAACUUGUUACAUUAAAGAUUCAAAAGAAACAUGUCUAUCUGCAUCUAAACCGAAUAUGAAAUGUUAUUGGUGUUCAAAAGCUAAUAAAUGUACUAAUGGUCUUGAUACACAUAUUGAUCAUUGGAUGGAAAAUGAUUGUAAACCCACUAAAUCAUCGGUUUACCUAUAUGCAUUGAUACCAUUAGUUUUAUGUUUCCUAAUUGUAUGUGUUGGAUUUGUCAUAUGGUUUAAAUUAUCUAAAGGAUAAUAAAUGUAAUUCAUGAUCUACAGAAACAUCUUCACAGAUGAAUAGAACUAUAUUUUGUAAUUCAUUUCAAUAGUUUAGAUAUUAGUUUGUGCAAUGAUUAACACUUUUCUAUGAUCAAUUAUGUGAUGUUAUGUUUGCUUUGUUUUGUUUUGUUCGCUUUGUUUUGUUUU